Messenger RNA from Prosopis cineraria, 3300 nucleotides. RefSeq names its product anaphase-promoting complex subunit 5. Gene Ontology annotation, biological process: protein K11-linked ubiquitination; anaphase-promoting complex-dependent catabolic process; positive regulation of mitotic metaphase/anaphase transition. The transcript is spliced from 20 exons. The record is from RefSeq and is a predicted model, not a curated record. Gene Ontology annotation, cellular component: anaphase-promoting complex. NCBI's taxonomy places the organism in Eukaryota, Viridiplantae, Streptophyta, Magnoliopsida, Fabales, Fabaceae. The coding region runs from base 210 to 2975 and encodes 921 amino acids.
GCUCAUUUUACUUCGCUACCAAUUUCAAAAGAGAAAACCUCACUGCUCAGUUCCGGUCAUGCCGGAGCCGGAUGAACUUAGCCAACCAGAGCACUAGAAAGAACGCCGGACGAAGUUGUAUUGGUCGAAGUCCAAUCGACUAAACAUUUUUGCAUACAGAUAGCGAGCACGAGAUAUAUGGUAAUAGAUAGUAGAAGUUUUAACUGAUAAUGGCUGGCAUUUUCAAACAGCCGGGUGCGUUUGCAAUCACACCGCACAAAGUUUCAGUUUGCAUAAUCCUCAAGAUAUACGCUCCACCAGGGCAAAUAUCGGUCCCCUUUCCUUUCUCUUCCGUUGCUCAGCACAACCGGCUUGGGUUGUUCUUGUUGGCCCUCACCAAGUCCUGCGAUGAUAUCUUGGAGCCGAAACUGGAUGAACUCAUUAAUCAAUUGAGGGUGGUUGGUGGCUUCUCAAAUCAUUGGUUUAUUGAUCAUUUGACGAGCAGACUAUCAUCUUUGUUAUCACCUGAUGAUUUGUUUAACUUCUUUACAGAAAUGCGAGGAAUACUUGCAGGUCCUGAUUCAGGUGUUGUGGAGGAUGAUCAGGUGAUGUUGGACCUAAACAGUAAUCUGGGGAUAUUUCUUCGACGUUGUGUACUGGCAUUCAAUUUGCUAUCAUUUGAGGGUGUAUGUCAUCUUUUAACAAGCAUAGAAAUAUAUCGUAAAGAAGCACCCUCAAGUUCUCCUUAUGAGCAACCUUGUUUGGAUGACUCUAGUAGCAAUCUUGAGACAUGUUCAGAAUAUGAGAACAUGGACCUGGAGAACUUUGUGUAUGAAAAGGUUUCAGAAGAAAUUGAGGCAAGAAAGGAGGAGGCUAGUGAAAAAAUUCCAUUUCAUCUUCAUGCACCAAAAACACUUUUGGGUUUAGUUGAUGAUAUUGAUGUCCCUGCUGAUAUGGUGUCCAAACAUAGUGAGAAAGGAAGAGAAGCUGGUUCUUAUGGAGAUCCUACAACUACAAGUAACAUGCUACCAGAUAUUGAUCUCAGCAGCGGGAUAUUUCUGCGAACAAACUGGCAAGUACAAGGAUACUUACAAGAGCAAGCUGAUACCAUUGAAAAGGAUGGUAGCUCUGUCUCUUUGAAUGGGUUCGAAAUUAUCCUCCUGCAGCUACAGAAGAUGGCACCUGAACUACAUAGGGUUCACUUCUUGCGCUAUUUGAACAGUCUUUCCCAUGAUGAUUAUAUUGCUGCUUUGGAGAAUCUUCAUUGCUAUUUUGAUUAUAGUGCAGGGACUGAAGGAUUUGAUUUUGUUCCUCCGGCUAGUAGUAAUACCUUUGGAAGAUAUGAAAUUGCUUUAUUAUGUUUGGGGAUGAUGCAUUUCCAUUUUGGGCAUCCAAAACUAGCUUUGGAGGUUCUGACUGAAGCAGUUCGUGUUUCUCAGCAGCAAAGUAAUGAUACCUGUCUUGCAUACACCUUAGCAGCUAUCUCAAACUUGCUGUUUGAAAAUGGCAUCUCAAGUACAUCUAAGAUGCUAGGAUUGUCCUACUCACCUUUGACAAGUAUAGGCACUACACUCUCGGUUCAACAACAAUUGUUCGUGCUCUUGAGAGGUUCUUUGAAGAGAGCAGAAAGUUUGAAGUUAAAACGCUUGGUGGCUUCCAAUCAUCUAGCAAUGGCCAAGUUUGAUUUAACACAUGUACAGAGGCCCUUAUUGUCAUUUGGUCCAAAAGCUUUCAUGAAGCUUAGAACAUCCCCGGUAAAUGUAUGCAAGGAAAUCAGAUUAAGUUCUCACCUGAUUAGUGACUUUAGCUCAGAGAGUUCUUCAAUGACAGUUGAUGGUGCUUUUAGUACAGCAUGGCUAAAAAAUUUACAAAAGCCAAUGGGUUCUCCUGUUUUGUCAAAGGAGAAUGGAUCUGGUGAUAGUUCUAACAUUUUUCAGUUCUGUGCACAACCCACAUCUGUUCCUGGAUCUGUAUUGCAAUUGUUGGGUUCAUCUUAUCUUCUUCGUGCAACUGCGUGGGAAUUAUAUGGCAGCGCUCCACUCUCGCACAUGAACACGCUGGUGCAUGCAACUUGCUUUGCUGAUGCAUCAAGCUCAUCAGAUGCAGCAUUAGCAUAUGUAAAGCUCAUUCAACAUUUGGCAGUCUUUAAAGGAUACAGAGAGGCCUUUUCUGCCCUUAAAAUAGCGGAAGAGAAGUUUCUAUCUGUCUCAAAAUCACAAAUCUUAUUGCUCAAGUUGCAGUUACUUCAUGACCGUGCUUUACAUCGAGGACAGUUAAAGCUAGCUCAACAAGCAUGUGAUGAGCUUGGAGUUCUGGCAUCACCAGUAACUGGAGUAGACAUGAAGCUGAAGACAGAAGCAGGCCUCCGCCAUGCUCUCACAUUGCUUGCAGCAAAUCGAUUUAGAGAGGCAGCCACUGUAGCACACUCCCUCUUUUGCAUGUGCUACAAGUACAAUCUGCAAGUUGAGAAUGCUUCUGUUCUCCUUUUGCUUGCUGAAAUUCAUAAGAAAUCAGGGAAUGCAGUUCUAGGCCUUCCAUAUGCGUUGGCAAGCCUCUCAUUCUGCCAGUCAUUUAAUUUGGAUCUGCUCAAAGCCUCAACCACUCUUACUCUUGCUGAGUUGUGGCUUUCUCUGGGAUCAAGCCAUGCAACAAGGGCUCUGAACCUUAUCCAUGGGGCCUUCCCUAUGAUUCUGGGUCAUGGUGGUCUGGAGCUCCGUUCUCGUGCAUAUAUUGUUGAAGCAAAAUGCUAUCUCUCUGACCCAAACUUCAAGGUCUCUGAAAAUUAUGAAGUUGUAAUAGACUCUUUAAGACAAGCAUCAGAUGAGCUCCAACUUUUAGAGUAUCAUGAAAUGGCAGCUGAAGCCUUCUAUUUGAUGGCCAUGGUGUAUGACAAGCUGGGACAGUUGGAAAAAAGGGAAGAAGCUGCAACUUCAUUCAAGAAGCAUAUUUUGGCUCUCAACAAUCCUCAGGAUAAGGACGAUGAUCCUCUUGUUUAGCAUAUUUUUUCUUAAUAUACCACUUAUCCGAGGCUGUUCUAUGAAGUUUCUUGGCUUGGAAGCAACCUAGCUAAAUUGUUGUAACUUAUGUUUUUAUGUUUAUUAAGCCAUGGAUGAAUCAGUGUAAAUCCUGGACUGGAGGUGUCUCUGAGAUCUGGUGGUGUGACUGACUUGUGACUUGUGAGGAGCACAGAAAGUUACGAGAGAGGACUUGGCUUCUUCAAACCUUGACUUCUAUGGUGUACUGAGAAAAGUCCUAUAUGCAUUUGGCAACCUUGUGCGUGUUUGGUUGAAAGUGCUAAUAUUAUUUGUGUAUCAUAUUUUU